AUGUGUCGUCAGUUCGAUCCGGUCAGUGGGACAAUAAGCAUGAACAAGCCGCAUGAUGAACCCGUGGUAUUUAGUGUCGAGAGCACAACAAAUUUAGUUCCUGUUAAAUCACGGGACUCUUAUUUCAGAAGAAAGAAAACAAGUAACAGGUCUGGAUUUAUACUGUUUGCUCUUUCAUUGCUGGUAAUUGGUUUGCUGGCGGGUCUGCUGGCAAUUGGAGUUCUUUAUUUGCAUGUCAAGCGCAGCCUUACGUUAUGUGAUUCCGAAGAAUGUAUUCGCACUGCGGCCAGUUUUAAAGAAUCUAUGGACACUACUAUAGACCCAUGCGAGGAUUUCUAUCAGUAUACUUGUGGGAGGUGGUCGGAAAAUCAUCCUACUUCUCAACCAGACAAGCUCAAUUCUUGGUUCCACGAGAGAAGUCAGAAGAUUAAAUGGAAAAUCAGAGACUUGUUGAGCAAUAAUUUUACCGGAAAAGUUCCCUGGGCUGUUAAACAAGCUAAAGUUUUGUAUAAUAGUUGCCUUGACAAUGUUGCGCUGGACACUCUGGGGCUAUCGCCGAUGCUAAGUUUACUAGAAGACUUGGGUUUACCUCGGGUACCUCCUGCCAUGGGCCACAAGUCUGAAGAUUUUGUGAAAGUAGCGGCAAGAGCGAGAAGAAUCCUGGGAGAAGAAAUAUUCAUUGGGUUUGAUGUGAUUCCUGACCCGCUGAACGGCAGUAGGAAAAUUAUUUUGCUCGAUGUACCAAGCUCGUCGAGUCCUUUGCCUCUAAAUGAGGUUAUAAAAAACCGACUGAAGAGUGUGAAUGCAGACAAAGCUAAGCGAAGUGAAGACUCUGGUUCGGCAGAACAAAGAAGUUCUAAUGAGAAGAGUUACGCGAUAGCUGUCAUCAAGGAGUUGAUGGCCAACGGCACCCAAGAUUCUUGUGAUGAAGAUAAAAUUUCUGAGGAAGUGGAUAUAGUUGUUAAGGAUGUUGUUGAUUCUAUUUUUGAGUUAGAUGAUUUAUUGAGAGUUAUGUAUGGAGUGGAAGAUAAUAGUACAUUAUCUGAAGAAGAUAUUAAAGAUGAAAAUUAUAUGUGGGUUGAUGAUCUUCAAGUUAUAACAGAUGAAUUUAUAAAAUCAGAGAAUAAAUCUUUGGAGCCUAAGAAGAUAUGGCGAGUGUAUUUGGAAGAAUUGUUCAAGGAUAUUGAUGAUUUGGACCUGGAUAAUAAGGACAAAAUUCUUGUACUGUUAGACGUCGAAGUGUCCUACGACCCGCCAUCCUUGCACUGCGCGGGAGUAGUCAAUGACAUGAUGGGCAUGGCAGUGUCAUGGCUGUUUGUCGAUCGAGGAUUCCACAACAUAACUGCUCCGAAUGUGAUCGAAAUGCUGGAGCACAUCAGAGCUGCCUUCCGUGAUAUCGUUAUGAGAUCUCGCUGGAUUGACAAUAAAACUCGUCUCGGAAUCUUGGAAAAGUCCAAUAGAAUGGCUUACGUAAUCGGGUACCCCGAGUGGCUCUUUCGGGAGCACGAUCUCAAUAAAUACUACGAGGGGAUAGAGCUGAAGAAAGAACAGUAUUUGAAAAAUAUCUUGUCCAUCACCCACGUGAUGACUGACACGGAGUUGAAGUCUCUUCAUGUGAAGAAUCACACCCACGAGCAUCUAUGGGAUUUGGAUCCAACUGAUGUUAAUGCAGUGUAUACAUUCAUGACCAAUCAUAUAACUCUACCUGCGGCUAUUUUACAAUUUCCUUUCUACAAACUCGGCUUGGAAGCGCUGAAUUACGGAGCCAUAGGAGCGAUUUUGGGGCAUGAGCUGACCCACGGUUUUGAUAACGAUGGGAGACAUUAUGACAGUCAAGGAAAUUUGAGGCAGUGGUGGAGCAAUGAGACUAUCGACCAAUACGUCGAUGGAGAGCUAACUCUGAACGAGAACAUCGCAGACAACGGAGGUCUCCACGAGGCAGUGCUAGCUUACAGAAGGUGGAAGGCGCAUCACGGACAAGAGCCUUACUUACCCGGUUUUACGUAUUUGUCCCACGAGCAAUUGCUAUUCCUCGGAUUUGCUCACCUAUGGUGUGAGGAUUACUCUCCAAAGUCCUUGAAAUGGAUGCUAAGAGACUCACAUUCUCCGGGCCACGUAAGACUCAAAGCCGUAUUGACAAAUUCCAAAGAGUUUAGCGAUGCUUGGAAGUGUCCCGUCGGUUCGCCAAUGAAUCCGCUUGAGAAAUGUCGGGUAUGGUGA
This is a messenger RNA of Cotesia congregata, 2220 nucleotides long. NCBI's taxonomy places the organism in Eukaryota, Metazoa, Arthropoda, Insecta, Hymenoptera, Braconidae. The record is from the annotation of a GenBank genome assembly.